This is a messenger RNA of Trichoplax adhaerens, 324 nucleotides long. RefSeq lists its product as uncharacterized. Gene Ontology annotation, biological process: translation. Gene Ontology annotation, cellular component: mitochondrion. The annotation marks the transcript as partial. NCBI's taxonomy places the organism in Eukaryota, Metazoa, Placozoa, Uniplacotomia, Trichoplacea, Trichoplacidae. The transcript has a single exon. The record is from RefSeq and is a predicted model, not a curated record.
CGACCAUAUCGUUAUGGCGUUACUGUAGCUUCCGAAUCACAAAAUACUGGCUGUAUUAGUGGUAGCCGACAAUGGACACGAGAACGCAUCACGGAUGAUUUAAUGAUUCGUUCUUUUAUUCGCGGUACUUUCCUACCUUUCCUCGAUCACAAGCGUCAAACUGUCGUCAUUAAACGCAAGCUCAACACCAUUAUUGUAGCCUUAUUUGUUGUUCCACGCGAUCAAAUUAGUCGAAUUUAUUUCUUAGUUGGUUAUGCUGAAAAAUUAAUGGGUGCUAUGUUUGGUUGUAAUGUACAGCUAGUGUUGCAAACGGGCCAUUACUAA